AUGCGGCGCAGGCAGUGGGAGGUGGUGAGCACGGAUACCUACUGGUCGGACGAGGGCGAUGAAAUGGAGUGCCCUCUGUGUUUGGAAGAGAUUGACAUUUCCGACGCCAACUUUAAGCCGUGUCCGUGUGGGUACCAGAUCUGUCGGUUCUGCUGGCACCAUAUCAAGCAGAAUUUGAACGGACGGUGUCCCGCGUGCCGGCGCAAGUACUCGGACCAGGCAAUCGAGUUCAAGGCGAUGUCCACCGAAGAAAUCCUGCUCUUAACGAAUGCAAAGAAAAACCGCGAGCGCGAAAAGAAGGAGAUGGAGGCGACGAACCGCAAGCACCUGUCCAACAUGCGCGUCGUCCAAAAGAACCUCGUGUACGUCGUCGGGCUCUCGCCCAAGUUUGCGCGGGAAGAGUUUAUUCCCACAUUGAAGAGCGCCGACUACUUUGGGCAGUACGGGCGCGUGGCCAAGAUUCUCAUCUCGAAGCGCAUGUCCACGCACAAGUUUGGCAACGGGCACGACCCGUCGAUCGGCGUGUACGUCACUUACCAGAACAAGGAGGACGCGGCGCGCGCCAUUGUCGCGAUCGAUGGCAGCAAGGAGCCAGGGGGGCGCAUCAUCCGUGCGAGCUACGGCACGACCAAGUACUGCACGGCCUACCUGCGGAAUUUGCCGUGCUCAAACCCCGGCUGCACCUACCUGCACGAGCCGGGCGAGGAGGCCGACUCGUUUACCAAAGAGGACCUCGCGACGCUACGCCACGCCGCCAAGGACACGGAGCACAAGAUCAAGCCCGCGUCGAUGCAUUUGAACCCCAUCACCAAAAAAGUGCAGGCAGAGAACGCGGCGAACCAGUCGGACGGCGGCGAGGGCUCGGCGCUGCCGCGCACCGCGCUCUGGGCGUCGGGCAAGCCAGUCGGCCCCGAGACGGUGCGCGACGCGAGCGCUUUCCCGUCGCUCGCCGCGCAAAAAGAGUCGCCCAAGGUCAAGGCCGCGACGCCCGCGCGCGCGACGCCCACGCCGAAAGCCAAGGCUGCGACGCCCGCGCCCGAGUCGCCGCGCCCUGCACCCAAGGCGGCGAAGGACAAGGCGCGCAAGGACGAGCCGCCGCAGGGCGAGGACGAGGACGAGGACGAGGACGAGUACGUGUACAAGCCCUCGGCCAACGCACAACGCCUCAUCGACGACCUGCACGCGCGCCGCCAGGACGCACGCGAGCAGCCGAGCGUCUUUCCCGACUUUGACUGGACGCUCGCGUCGUUCAGCGACGGCGACUUUUCCUUCCACCUCCCCGCGAUGCCGGACGUGGCGAGCUCGUCCAUGACCUCGCUCACGCCCGCGUUUGCGUCGGACGUCCGCAUCGACGAGGGCGACGCGCCGGUGUACACGCCGUAUCAGGGGUCCUUUAACCCCUUUGAUACAGACGUGCACGAGGCCGCGACCGAGUACGAGACGCCGCGCAUGGCGCCGGACGCGCUCUGGCGCCUGCAGCAGCAGGCCGCGCGCCCACGCACCGAGCUCUGGCCGCGGCGCGCCGACGAGCCCGAGCGCGCGCCAGAGGAGCAGCGCUCGGCCGCCGCCGCGCUCCUCGCCGCGCGCGCGCGGCAGCUGCAGGAGGCCACCGAGUCGCCCCAGCACGACGCGCGCGCCAAACUCGGCCGGCAGCCGGGCGCGGACUCGCAGUCGCUCCUCGCGCUCCUGCGCCGCAUCCAGGACCAGCCAGGGGACGAGCGCGUGGCGCACGCUCCGCCGGGCCUUGGCGAGGUGCGUACGCCGAGCCGCACGCCGAGCCGCACGCCGAGCCGCGACGGCCCGGUGUCGUACACGCCGCCGCCGCCUGGCCUUGCGCCGAGCGGCGCGCAGCCGAACCGCGCCACGGGCCUGCUCCUCGCGCAGCUGCUCGGCACGCCGGGCGCCAAGCCCGACGCGUACGGCCCCGCGCCGACCUCUACAUAG
This is a messenger RNA of Malassezia japonica, 1944 nucleotides long. It is a transcript of the gene NOT4, whose product is annotated as RING-type E3 ubiquitin transferase. Gene Ontology annotation, biological process: protein ubiquitination. NCBI's taxonomy places the organism in Eukaryota, Fungi, Basidiomycota, Malasseziomycetes, Malasseziales, Malasseziaceae. The transcript is spliced from 4 exons. Gene Ontology annotation, cellular component: CCR4-NOT complex. The record is from RefSeq and is a predicted model, not a curated record. Bases 1 to 1944 code for a protein of 647 amino acids. Gene Ontology annotation, molecular function: RNA binding; ubiquitin-protein transferase activity.